This is a messenger RNA of Salarias fasciatus (jewelled blenny), 4348 nucleotides long. RefSeq names its product DDB1 and CUL4 associated factor 8 (gene dcaf8). The transcript has 13 exons. Gene Ontology annotation, cellular component: cytoplasm; Cul4-RING E3 ubiquitin ligase complex. Bases 275 to 2098 code for a protein of 607 amino acids. Gene Ontology annotation, molecular function: protein binding. NCBI's taxonomy places the organism in Eukaryota, Metazoa, Chordata, Actinopteri, Blenniiformes, Blenniidae. The record is from RefSeq and is a predicted model, not a curated record.
GGAAAUGGAAUCAGGAAAAAAAAAGAAGCUGAGCCGUCAAAACAUAAACAGAGGAGCAACAUUGUGCAGCUAGCUCACUUUAUUCUCCCACUUUUACAUGCACGCCUCCCUCAUGUCGUGUGUUCUCCGCCAGAGGACUGCUUGUCGAGGCUCUUAGCCAGCGUGCCGAGCAGCGAGGUGGACAAAAUAAAUCUGCAGUAAAGAUUAGGACGCCUCGUCGGGCCUUCGAGCGGAGGGAAAGGUUUAUACCUCGGCACAGGACAGAGAAGAAAGGAUGGCUGAGGCUGACGGCAAAUCCACUGUGCUUAACGGUGCUUCAGAUGAAAAGGAGCCUGGAGAAGAUCAGCACAAGGAGGGAGAUGCCUCUGGAAGCAAAGAGGGGCAGACAUCCUCUCAAGAUGCUCCCAAAGAAACUGCAGAGACGUCAGGAGAUAAACCCAUGCCAGAUGUGGAAGGACAGACCGGCGCUAACAGAGAAGGAGAGGAGGACGAAGACACAGACAGCAUGGACGGCAGCAGCCUCUACUCUUUGACUGAGGACGGAGAACGGGAGAGCGAGGGGGGGAGGCGAGAGAGGGUCAAGGAAAAGGAAAGUGGGAAAAGAGCUGCCAGGAAGAGGAACAGACCUGGCGUUGGCACCAACCACUCCUCCAGCUCUGACGACGACGACGAAGAAGAAGACCCAAAAGACGACGACGACGACGAUGACGACGAGGCCAUGGAAGCGUGGUUGGGAGCAGAGCUCUGCGACUUGCGUGGUCCUGUGUGGCGAGCGGUACCUUCGCUGCGCUCCAGGGAGAUCGGCAGGGACUCGCACCAGUUUGUGAGGCGUGUAUGUGGCGCCCGCGGUCUCGUGCAGAGGCUGGAGCUCCAAGGCCGCCUGGAGAGGCACACAGGCUGCGUCAACACAUUGCACUUCAACCCUUCAGGCACGCGCCUGGCGUCGGGCAGCGACGACCUGAGAGUGGUGAUCUGGGACUGGGCCGUCCGACGUGCUGAGCUGGAGUUUGACAGUGGGCACAAGAGCAACGUCUUUCAGGCAAAGUUCCUGCCUCACAGCGGAGACUCCACGCUGGCCAUGUGCGCCCGCGACGGUCAGAUCAGGGUGGCCGAGCUUUCUGCCACGCAGCGCUGCAAGAACACGAAGCGGGUAGCCCAGCAUAAAGGAGCAGCACACAAGCUCGCUCUUGAGCCAGAUUCUCCCUGUUCCUUUCUGUCAGCCGGAGAGGACGCCGUGGUUUUUGGUAUCGACCUCCGUUUAGACCGCCCCGCCAAUAAACUCGUGGUUGUUAAAGAGGGUGAUAAGAAAGUUGGGCUGUACACUAUCUUUGUCAACCCAGCAAAGACUCACCACUUUGCUGUUGGGGGGAGAGAUCAGUAUGUGAGGAUCUAUGACCAGAGAAAGAUUAAUGAAAAUGACAACAACGGCGUGCUGAAAAAGUUCUGUCCCUCACAUCUGGUAUCCAGCGAGUCGAAAACCAACAUCACGUGUCUGGUGUACAGUCACGACGGCACAGAGCUCCUGGCCAGCUACAACGACGAAGACAUCUACCUGUUUGACUCCAGCCACAGUGACGGCGCGGACUACCGCAGAAGAUACAAGGGACACCGUAAUAAUGCCACAGUGAAGGGGGUGAACUUCUACGGACCCUGCAGUGAGUUUGUGGUCAGCGGCAGCGACUGUGGACACAUCUACCUGUGGGACAAGUAUUCUGCUCGGAUCGUGCAGUUCAUGGAGGGAGACAGAGGGGGAGUGGUGAACUGUCUGGAGCCGCACCCUCACCUGCCUGGCAUGGCCACCAGCGGGCUGGACCACGACAUCAAACUGUGGGCCCCCACAGCCGAGACCCCCACCGGCCUGAAGGGGCUCAAAGAGGUCAUGAAGAAGAACAAGCGGGAACGCGACGAGGACAGCGUGCGUCACGGAGACCAGUACGACACCCAGCUGCUGUGGUUCCUGAUGAGACACAUGAGGAACAGAAGACCCCCGAGGGCCCGUGAAGGCGCCGACGCAGACACAGACGAGUCCUGGAGUUCUCCAGAUUCCUCGGACGAAGAGGAAGGAGGUCCAGAUCACGUCCAGUGCAUGUCGUCCUGAGCCACACACACAGACACACACACACACACACACACACACACUCGAAUAUUUGCACACAUCCAUACAGACACAUACAGAAAACACACACAAACUCUUUAUUGCCCUUGAAUUGAUGCACAUAGGCAAGCACUAUUGACACACUGGCACACUCGAACACUGAGGAGACAGAUGACCUUUUUUGUUUUUCUCAUCUACACACAAACAUACAUGCAGACACACACUCUUAUUGAAACACUGUUGCUGCAGAGCGACAGAUGCUUUAUGUCUGGUUUUCCAGCAGUGUUCGAAAGGCAACUACAGACUUUGCAGCCACAACCACAAUCCUGAUUAGUUUUUCUUUUUUUUUUUUUCCUCUUUUUGAUUUGUACGAAGAGGUCUAGUGAGUGCUCACAUCCCUAUAAACCACUCGGCUUGUCCGUACAUCAUCUAUAUCCUCUGGCCAGACCCACCACGAUGUACUGCGCACGUAUGGCAACCAGUACUUCCAGAUCUGGGCUCCCUGCAGUAAAGCUAUACAUCACCAGCACACGAUCCCUCCCUCUCUCUUAGUAACUCCUCCUCUGUGCUGAUGAAGACGGGCUCAGACCCUCCAACCAUCCCCUCAAUGUGACUUCCUUUUUUUUUUUUUUUUUUUUUUUUUUUUUUUUUUUUAGAGAAAGGAGCGCCCUGAAGCGUCACCCCAGCUUCUCUAGAGUGUUUGUUUUGUUUUGGGUGGUUGCUGGCUUGAGCAGCUAGUGUUUAUCACGUUUGCUCCCACAGAACUACUAAAUCUGGACAUGCUGCAUUAUCCGACGUGCUGCCGUCUAAUUCUUCCUCUCCUCCCGUGUCCGUCAGCCUCUCCCAUCACUUUGAUUCAGGGAUGCUUCAGUGUGAGACGCAGACAAAACGUGCACUGAGUGUGUGAGUUUGGGAGGAAGAACUGUUGUGUCGUUUAAGAAUCCGGAGAUUUUUUUUUUUCUUCUUCUUCUCCUUCUAAAUCAGAUCGUGAGGCGAUUUCUUUGCUUCCACCAGCUUUUCCUCCGCCUCUUUCUUCCCCUUUGGCAGGAAAUGGCAGACGACAUUCAGCACGUGUACAGAAAACGUGGACUGACUUUUGGUUUGCGUCGCGGAGGGCGAACCGACCUGGAUCAGUUGAAGCACUGCCUGUGAGCCGGCCAGUCAGAUGGGAGUGUUAACUUGUUUCCGUGGUUCCUUCAAAGAGCGUCUCUGGUUUGUUUUUGAGUCGCAGAAAACGGGGAGUGAAGGCUAGCCUGGUCUGCUGCACAGCAAAGAUCCUGGAAGCUCCCGUGGUUACACCGCAUCAAGUGUGUUUAAUCCACACAAAGAUUGCUGUUUUUACAGAUGGAAUAGAGCGCAGCUGAUCGCUAACUUUUCUCAAUCUUCGUCAAGUUCAAUGGUUUAAUCCAACAGGUGUCCCCAAACAGGGCCGGGCUAGCUCGCUACCUCCUCUCUUGCAUGUCUGCUUGGUUGUAGCUUCACGUUCAGUAGAAAUUUACACAGCCUUGAAUGCUCUCAGUUCACCCCCUUUUCAGUUUUUUUGGCAAAACAAGUGGGGGGGGGGGGCGGAAAAACAACAAGAAAACAAGAUGAAACUCUGUGUGUGACACUCGAGCCAGGUCGGUGGGACGUCAGCAGCAGGUGAACCGCUCCAUUCAGAGCCGCGGGGGGGUGGGGAACAACGAGGGGUGGGGGGUUCAAUAUGCUUGCCAGUCAUUUGUUGUGUGAGAGCGAUAAAGUCCAGCUUUUCUCAUUUUCUAUGAGAACUGUAGUUAGUUGAAUUUAUAUGUACAUAUAUAAAUAUAUAUUAAAAAUGUAAAAAAAAAAAAAAAGAGGAAAAAAAAACAACUUUAGCAAAUGCUGUUUGACUUGAGAAAAAAAAGAAAAUAUGUCAAAACAUUUGAUUGGUAUUGAUGCAGAGGUUUAUAUUCUAUAUGAGGAUAAAGUACUUUUAAAAUCCAGAUGAAAAACUCUCAACAUGACCGUUUCUGAUUGGUUUUUCCUUCGAUCACAUCCUGCUGUCACUUAAAGUAUUAAAGACUUUUUGUUUUGUUUAUUCAAGAAGAAAAAAGCUUUUUCUUUCUCGGGUCUUAAUCCAUAAUUUGACAUCCAGAUCCAGCAGCUGUUUUUGGCAUCUUGUAUACACAAUAUGGCUUUUGAUGAAUGAUUUUCUCUUCCACCACUGCCUAAUAUUGCAUUCUACCAGUUCAGUUGGAAAUAUGUACGAUUCGUGCAAUAAACAAAAAGACAGAG